UUAGAAUUUGGCGCGAGGUACGUCCUGAAGAGUUUAACGCGCAGUUUGUUUUCGCACCACAGCGACUAUAGGAGCACCACUGUUUAGAAGACUGCCCGUCGUUAAAACUGGAUUAUGGUCUGUGUGAUAACGUUACUUAAUUCUACUUUAUAUAUCGAUGAACUGUCAGUUACAGCACGUCAUAUGACUGUAACCUCACUAACUGAAAAAGGCCUACCACAAUGUCAGUGGCUGUGGAAACCACAGUGUCCAGGAUGCCUCUCCCUCUUCCCACCCACUUCUCCAAUGCAGAGCAGUCCUUUUCCCUCAAAAAGCGCCGUCUCCCUUUUUCUUCAUUGUGUACAUCCAACUCAUCCUACUGUUCGCCUACCCAGCUCUCACAUUCUCUGCCCCCGCUGCCACCGUCCAAGGGAUGUCCCCCUCUGAGCAGGAUGUUCCCUCAGCAUCCAUCCCCCUGGACACCCCUGUCGUGUUCCCUUAGUAAGUCUCCUGCCCCGAAAUCUGUAUAUGAUCCCAGCAAACAGCAGUCCUAUUUCAGUCAGUGCUACACUAAUUUGGGCCUGCUGGGAAGAGGGUCGUUUGGAGAGGUCUACAAGGUGCAAAGCAAUGUGGACGGCCGGCAGUAUGCAGUCAAGCGCUCUGCUCAUCGCUUUAGGGGCAACAGUGAGAGGAACCGUAGCGUGAGGGAAGCCAGGAACCAUGAGCGCCUCUGUCCUCACCCUCAUAUCCUGAAUUUUGUGGCAGCCUGGGAGGAGUGUGGCCGACUUUACAUUCAGACAGAGCUGUGCAGCACCAGCUUGCUGCUCCAUGCUGAGAACCAAUCUCCUGGCCCAGAUGAGCCUGCAGCAUGGGCCUACCUGUGCGACCUCCUUUCAGCAUUACAACACUUGCACUCUCAUGGUUUUGUGCAUCUUGACCUGAAGCCUGCCAAUGUCCUUAUUACUGACUCUGGCCGCCUCAAGCUGGGGGACUUUGGGCUGCUUUUUGAGCUCGAACAGAAGAGUACAGAGUCUGUAGAGGGGAAAGUGAAAGACGACAUCCAGGAAGGAGAUCCAAGAUACAUGGCCCCUGAGCUGCUCCGUGGGGAGUACGGUCCUGCUGCAGAUGUUUUCAGUUUGGGUGUGUCUAUUCUGGAGCUUGCUUGUAAUAUGGAAGUACCAAAUGGUGGAGAGGGCUGGCAACAACUCAGACAAGGCUGCCUCCCCUCAGAGUUCACCAGUGGCCUGUCAACUGAGCUACAGACAGUACUGCGGGUGAUGCUGGCCCCAGAACCAUCUGAGAGGCCAACAGUCUCUGAGCUUCUUGCUCUCCCCUCUGUUAGGAAACACAGGUGGAAGAGGCGCAUCCAUCUUGUGGUCGUCGAGACUCUGCUGACACUGGUCUCUUUCUGUCACUUGGUGUUGUGCUUUGGGUUUAGGCUCCUCUCCUCCCUUCACAUGUCCUUUCUUCCUCACUGGACAAAGCCAGUGCCCUGUACUCCUCCAAAGGGUAGCUGGGACAAGGAUUUAACCCUGCCUCUUAGUGCCAUGCAUGCUGAAUCUGGGAGCCCAGAGGAUGAUACGGUGUUUCUGUUGGAUCCUACAGACCCAGAGCUUUCCCCCACCUUCUUACACAGGAUCAAAUCCAGAUUGUCUGUGGAAAGCACAUCUACUCCCCUCCCUGGUUCACCAACCCACAAUCAACGAAGUCCUGCCCGCACUCCCACUCACUCAAAUCUGGGGGAUUGGUCCUCCUGUAACUCAGGGCAGACCCCUUCCAGCAUCCACUCAAAUGGUUUCUGCCACUCACUGACACCCAGUGUGAGUCCCAUACAUGCAGAGCUUUGUGCAGACAGCACGAAUGAAAACUCCACACAGAGCCGACACUCUUCAUCCACCAAGUCCUCGCAGCAACGCAAUCGCAACAGUCUCCAUACAGUGGGGGCUGUGCCCCAACCCAACUUUGAACCAAAGAACCUGCUCAGUCUGUUUGAGGAUACGACUCUGGAGGGACUGCCAUGAGUACAAGACAUUUUACAUACAGGGGAAAGAUGUUUUCACAUAAAAAUAAUGGGUGAAGAGGAGCUCAUGUGUAUUAAUGUAUGUAGUUUAUAUGAACUGUUUUUGCCAUUUGUGUCUUACUACAGCUUAUUUUAAUGUGUACCUAUGGAAAAAGAAAUUAUUACUAUUAUUAAGGGUAAAAGGGUUGAAUAUGAAACCAGACUUCAAAGCACUUUUUAUGUUUGUGUAAAUGCCAUCUGUUGCUGAAAUGCCAAGUCAUGAUGUAAUGUUAAAUAAGUUAUCAUUAGCUUGGUGUACUCAAUUUACCUCUUGAGUUACAGAAGAAAAUAAAAUCUAAAUC
Etheostoma cragini (Arkansas darter) is the source of this 2340-nucleotide messenger RNA. It is a transcript of the gene pkmyt1, whose product is annotated as protein kinase, membrane associated tyrosine/threonine 1. Gene Ontology annotation, molecular function: protein kinase activity; ATP binding. Gene Ontology annotation, biological process: protein phosphorylation. The record is from RefSeq and is a predicted model, not a curated record. The coding region runs from base 222 to 2000 and encodes 592 amino acids. NCBI's taxonomy places the organism in Eukaryota, Metazoa, Chordata, Actinopteri, Perciformes, Percidae. The transcript is spliced from 8 exons.